Messenger RNA from Zeugodacus cucurbitae (melon fly), 477 nucleotides. RefSeq lists its product as uncharacterized. The coding region runs from base 1 to 477 and encodes 158 amino acids. Lineage: Eukaryota; Metazoa; Arthropoda; Insecta; Diptera; Tephritidae. Gene Ontology annotation, molecular function: nucleic acid binding. The transcript has a single exon. The record is from RefSeq and is a predicted model, not a curated record.
AUGGCUGACUUGCCAAAAGAACGCAUCCAGAGCUCGCGCGCCUUUGUCGUAACAGGCGUAGACUACUGUGGACCAUUUUAUUACAAACCCGAAACGCGUAACAAAGCACCUCAAAAAUGCUACGUGAGCGUCUUCAUUUGCUUCGCCACAAAGGCUGUAUGGAUGGAACUAGUAAAGGAUCUCUCAACCGGCUCUUUUCUUGAUGCACUCAAGCGCUUUAUAGCUACUCGUGGUAUACCAAGUUGCAUCUGGUCAGACAACGCUACAAACUUUGUUGGCGCCAAGAACGAGCUGAAAGAUUUACGCGAACUAUUCCUUAGUGAAAAUCAUAACAAACAGAUUCACGCAUACUGUCUCGAUAAUGGAAUUGACUGGCGGUUUAUACCCCCUCGAUCGCUACACUUUGGUGGCCUUUGGGAGGCAGCAGUAAAAAUGGCAAAAAGCACUUCUAUCGUUCUGUUGGCGCAUCGCUUCUAG